Molecule: messenger RNA, 3866 nt
Organism: Parnassius mnemosyne (clouded apollo)
Lineage: Eukaryota; Metazoa; Arthropoda; Insecta; Lepidoptera; Papilionidae
Source: the annotation of a GenBank genome assembly
AUUCGCAAUCCGAAGCCGAGGAGUACAAUAAGACAAGAUGAUGUACUUAUUACUACUUGCAUCUGCCGCUGUGCUAGUGUCAGCUCACCAUGAACAUGCAGGUCAAUUUAAGGCCAUAGUGAAAUUGGCAGAGCCAAAUGGUGGCCAGGUUAACGGUAACGUGACCUUCACAGAGUUGACCGACGGCAAGGUUCACAUCCAAGGUGUGAUUGUUGGCAUGCCACCUGGACACUACGGUUUUCAUAUUCACGAGAAAGGAGAUAUUACAGAUGGAUGCGGCUCAACCGGGGCACACUAUAACCCUGAACACAAAGAACACGGCCACCCAAAUGACGAGAUUCGCCAUGUUGGCGACCUGGGUAACAUCGUAUUCGACGAAAACCGCGUCAGCACUAUUGACUAUGUAGAUGGAGUCAUCAGUUUGACCGGCAAAUACCCUAUCAUCGGCCGUGCUGUAGUUCUCCACGCUAAAGCUGAUGACUUCGGCAGAUCGAGCCAUCCUGACUCUAAGAAGACUGGAAAUGCUGGUGGUCGUGUCGCUUGCGGCGUCAUCGGAAUUUUGUAGGCGGUUGAUUUAUAUCUUAAGGCAUAUGCCCACGUCCUCUUACAAUAUUGAGGUAAAAAGCAGCUUAAUGCUGCUGUGUUUUUAACGAGUCAUUCUACCUUAAUCCUCAGAGGUGACAUCGCAUCUAUAUUUUAACUCUUUGUCAAAGAUAAUGUAGCUGUCUAUGAUCCACAGUAUCCACUUACCAUCAGGUGGACUGUGUGCUCGUUUGGCACAAUUAUUCUAUAAAAUAAAUUUUAAAUUUUAUUUUCAGAGCAACAGCAGAAAAGUAGACUAAUGUCUUUUUUAAAGGAAAUCAUUCUUUGCAUUUUGUUUGUUUUAGUCCACUAAGCCGUUUUAUAAUAAUUAUAUAAUUAAUAAUUACUUCUUCACUUUAGCUGAACCGUGUGCAUACGCUCUUGGUUGUAAUAUAGAUUAUGUAACGAACAAGAUAUUGGUUGUACAAUUCUUUUUUUGUAAAUUAGUUUCUGAAAAUCAAUUUUUGUGCUGAAUAAAUUCGCUUUCUUUUUUUUUGGCCUAUUAAAUCACAAGUUAAAUAGAAGUUAAACAUUAACAGUUAUUAGAAAGAAGUACUAUAUGCAGAGGCUUUGCAUCACAGCUGUAAGCAAGUUUGGCUUAUAUAGCAUAUCUGGUCUUAAAAGUCCUACGAACUUACAAAGUAUCUACAUAAAUCACUUUUAUAUAUUUUAUUAGAUUAUGGCCUGGUAAUAUUUUCUAGUUUGUUUUGGAAGAGACAGUGACAAAAAGAAAUAUUUUUGAAGAAUAACAGCAGAAAAUAUUAACAUUAUAAAACACUAGUUAUAUUGAAAUCAAAACAAAUAUUAUGCCGGAUGUUAAGUCAAAAAUUUUGUAUCUGACUGUACAUAAAUAAAUGAACGUCUUACGAUUAAUGUAAAAAUGGAUGCUAUUUCUACUUACAAUCGGGUGGACUAUAUGCUCGUUUGUGACUCUUAAUCUGUGAGAAAAACCAGUAUGCUGUAGGAAAGCCACAAUUGGUAGAAAUAUUUACUAUUGCCAGUGACAACCUUAUUAUGCUAUGACACAAUCUCUGGAUAUUUAAUCUCAUGUAGUUCUGCUUCUGACGUACAGUCUAGUGCAAAUUAAUACAGGUUGCAUCUGCGAAAGUCGUGCGGGUUUCUUUGUACCCGUGUCUCGCCCGGCGGCAAUUCAAGGCGCGACACAUCCUAAAGGUCAAGAUAUAAAGUUAUUGCGUUUCUAUUAGAUGCAAUCGCGCACCUACUUACUAUUAUUAACUUCCCACUUUGAAAAUUAAUAAUUUUCAAAAGUAUGAAAGUUAUAAAUUUCGGUCCAAUUUGAGAAUGCGAGUUUUCAUCAGAUCUCCACGUUUUGAGGUCCUAGGAAGCCGUUCCGACUAUUCUCUGCUGGGCGUACGGCCGUGUGUGCGCGUGUGUUUGUAUAUGUAUGUAUAUAAAUUAAAAUUUUGUCGUGCGAUAUGUUUAGAACGAAUCAACCGAUCGAGAUGGGCGACACGGCGUUCGAAAGUUAAGACUUCGAGCUGACUAGAUUUUUAAGUCAAUCGGUCGAGUCGUUUCAAAGAUUUUUUGUUGACUGCAAAUAAGAUUUAAAAGUAAUGCACUAAAAAGACCGAAACGAGAUUGAGAAUAGAAAACAAAAUUAAAAUAAACUAUAAACUCUACUUCGGUAUAACAGACUAUAGUAUGAGAUGAAAGCCUAAGUAAAAUACCCGUAUUAGGUUUAGUAACAAGCGAAACCUAUAAAUUUUCUUUCGGUUUAUAAUUUGCGAUUGCUUGAUGAUUUUUAGUGCAUUACUUUUAAAUUGUUUUUUUUUCAAGUUGGGUUAUUGAUGUUUUUAAUUAUUGAUUUUAUUUUAGACUUUUUUAGUGUCCCGACACACUCUUAUGAACUAAAUUUCAUACGAUAGGACGAGGUUCGACACAAACAGACGAUUUUUACGCCAUCAAAAACUUUUUAAACCAAUUUAUUAUUCCUGAUUAAAUUUAAAUACCUAUAUAACUUAUAUAUAUUUGUAAUCCCCUUUUAAUUUCCUUUAUUUUGAUACCCUACUCGAUAGCUUUGGUAUUUUUUUUUAUAACGUAUUACUAUUUUGCGCCAUAAAUCCGCCAUUUAUAUUUGUUUAUUUUUUCAAACAGCGAUCUAAGAACACUUGGGUUUUUAAGACAAAUAAUACAAUAUCUUGAUUGUCGAAAUCCAUCCAGCCGUUUGGAAGAUGCGAGGUAAUAAAGAAAUUUACAAACGUACAAGAUACGCGUGAAAAACAUAACCCUUGGCAGUCGGGUAAAAAUAAAAAGGAAAAUAACAAAAAUCAUAUAGAUUUUCGAGCGUUGCGCUCGCAAAUAAACGGGAUGGCAUGCAGGGUCAAUCGUUUUUCAGAUAUUUUUUUUAUUACUAAUAUCGUAUCUGGCGUGUUUAUGAUUUAAUGAAACAAAGUAAAGCAUACCUUUAUUUAUGUCUGGUAGUACAUUGUACUCCACUAAUUUUAGACCUAUUUCUGUGCUGGUUUUGAACCAGAACAGAGGUUUUUCCCGAACCUACUAAAUGGCCAGGUUUGUGAUGAAGUUAUCAUCUAUUGAUUGAAGAGGUCUAUCCAUCCCGGGCAAUUGCCACGAGUUAAGCAGUCAGAGGCGGGGGUUCGCACACCCCCACUCGGAUAGCGGUUAGACAGCUCAAAAAAUAACCUCAACAGAGGGGACAUGAUGAUUGGUAACUGUACCAAAUCAUAAACCAAUAUCAUCCUCAUCCCCAUCAUUGCCUUUCCCUUUUCUAAAUAGCUUAUGGCCGAGCACUUACAUCAUAGAAAAUAGAAGAAUAAUAGCCCAAAUACUGUAUUGGUAUCUAAAUGAAGAGAUAAAUACAGAAAUAUAAUUCUGAUUAGGCUAUAUAUCGUGUCAUAGUCUUUUGACAUCGUGUAGUAUUAAACCAAUGUAUAACGUUACAUCGAGAGCAAGAGGCAUCCGCACAUGAUUGCUUGAUAUUCAGCAUUAAUUAACACUCCAAGGUGAGGCGCUUUUGUACGACAAGGUUUGAAAGGGGCCCAAUAGGUUACAAGCUAUAAUACUUAUUUGUACCUGUUAUGAACGCAUUUUUAACCGGCUGCGGCAGAGCCCAAAUUCAGCCGUCCGUAUCUUAUAUACGAGUACAAGUACUAGGAUUUCAAUAAGCGAUAUCUCAAUAGAUUAGACAUGUGACAUAACCUUAUCAAACACUAUCGAAUAUUACGCCAGCAUGAAAUAAAUAUAGCUAAGAUGAAUUGUCAAAAAUUUGAAAAAUAUCAUAUGUAUCUUAUAAAGGUUCAAUGAGU